Molecule: messenger RNA, 1245 nt
Organism: Ilyonectria robusta
Lineage: Eukaryota; Fungi; Ascomycota; Sordariomycetes; Hypocreales; Nectriaceae
Exons: 8
Coding region: 1-1245 (414 amino acids)
Source: RefSeq, a predicted model, not a curated record
AUGGGUAAUUUUCCAGUUGUGGAUGGUGUUACCGUCUUCAUGGCGGCCCCAGAGGGAUACAAGGUCGACUUGAAUCGCCCGGAGCGGCGACACGUGCUCGAGUCGUACAUAAUAUGCGGGUUCGGCCUCGUCCUGGCCUUUUUAUUCCUCAUCCAGUUUCGUUACGUCAAAUUGAGCUUGUUACCUAGGCCGGACGGAGAAGUAGCUUGCUUGGGCGUGGGUUGGAUGUUUUCCGUAGCUGUUCAGGUUGCUCUGAUCAGAUCGUUUUCUAAGAGUCUGAUGGGGGUACACGCGUGGGAGAUGUCGCUCGAGAAAUUCAACUACGGUAGCAAUUUCAUGGUUCUGGUGCCCAUCCUAUAUGCCGUCGAAACAGGGUUCACCAAGCGGUGGAAGUGGUCAGUCUACAGCGCCUUCUUCCUCGUUGUAGGAUACCAUACGGCCAUCUUCUUCGCCGUCAUUUUUGGGUGCCGCCCGAUCCAGAAGCAUUGGACCGUCGGCAUGGAGGGCACUUGCAUCAACCGACCGGCUCUCUACAUUGCCACGGUAGGACUCGGAAUUCUCUCAGAUUUGGUUCUACUAGUGCUGCCGAUGCCCAUGAUUCUUAGGCUGCAGAUGCCGUCGCGGCAGAAGGCAGGCCUCGUUCUGCUGUUCACCAUUGGCUCAGCCACACUUGUGACUUCCAUCGUCCGGCUGAUACUCUUGAUACCUAUCCAGCAUAGUAGAGAUUCCACUUGGGUCAUGUCUAGCGCAGUGGUCUGGGUCUUCGUCGAGGCCAACCUUCUCAUCAUCUGCGCAUCACUCAUCGGAGAGCGUGGGUCCUCGACAGGAUACCAUCUCAGCGGGUCUGCAGGAGGCUACAAGCACCCGUUCAAGGUGAUUGGAAACAUUGUGCAGCGGAGAAGAGCAGAUAAAUUUGGGACGCCUGUUGAAGAUGGUGCCGGGUUCGACCUUGAUCUAAUUGGACAUGCACCACCGACACUGAUAGCGGUCGGAAAGGGAGGAGAAAAACCGGAGAAAGUCAUUGCCAGGCACUUGCGAAAGCAGGAGUCAAUCAACAAAAUUGGAGAUUCGGGGUCCGAAGUGCAGAUGUGGAAUCCGCAAUUCGCGAGCGACGAAGUGGACGCAGAGCGAGCUAUUCUUCAGACGACGACGGUGACGGUCAAGUAUCAUUGUAGAAGACGGGGAAAGGUCUCGAUGAAGAUGUUGAGGGAGCGGAUGAAGGAUGAGAUGGGAGACCGGAACUGA